Molecule: messenger RNA, 1401 nt
Organism: Trichoderma gamsii
Lineage: Eukaryota; Fungi; Ascomycota; Sordariomycetes; Hypocreales; Hypocreaceae
Exons: 1
Coding region: 1-1401 (466 amino acids)
Cellular component (GO): cytosol
Molecular function (GO): pyridoxal phosphate binding; transaminase activity
Source: RefSeq, a predicted model, not a curated record
AUGCCGUCUUCAACCGUCUCCUAUACCGCGCAAAACGGGACUCGCGAACCGGGUCUUAUGCACCGCUCUCUCCUCGAACGCCCUCACCAAGUUAUCUCAGGCUCAGGCAUCCAUCUCACUCUCGCCGAUGGCUCUCGCAUCAUCGAUGGAUGUGGCGGCGCCGCCGUCGCAGUCAUUGGCCACGGCAACAAAGAAGUCAAAGAAGCCAUCGUGCAACAACUCUCUGACGUCGCAUACGUGCACACCAUGACUUAUACGACUUCCAGCGCUGAGGAGCUGGCCAACGAGCUCACUGAAUUGAGCAGGCCGUUUGGCUUGACCAAGGCUUUCUUUGUCUGCUCCGGCAGCGAGGCCAUGGAUGCGACUAUGAAGCUGGCACGGCAGUACCAUUUUGAAAACGGCCAGUUGCAGAGGACAAAGUUUGUUUCGAGGAGGCAGGCGUACCACGGUGGCACGAUUGGGGCCAUGAGCGUGAGCAGCAACCUCCCGAGGAAAAUCCCUUAUGAGGGCGCCUUGUUGCUUGACAACGUCAGCUAUGUUAGCCCGGCAUAUGCAUAUCAUGGCCAGAAAGACACCGAAACCGAGGGUCAGUACGCUGCGAGGCUGAUUACAGAGCUCGACGACGAAUUCCAGCGACAGGGGCCUGAGACAGUCAUUGCUUUCGUGGCGGAGACUGUAGGAGGAGCCACGGCGGCCUGCAUCACGCCUCCAAGGGGAUAUUUCGCAGGCGUGAGAAAAGUAUGCGACAAAUAUGGCAUCCUGCUCAUCUUGGAUGAAGUCAUGUGUGGCAGCGGCCGGAUGGGAACGUACUUUGCCUUUGAGCCCGAGGGCGAUGUGCGACCCGAUUUGCUUACACUGGGAAAGGGGCUCGGAGGAGGAUAUGCGCCCAUUGCUGGCAUCCUGAUCAGCCAGAGAGUUGUCGAUGUGUUGACAAAGGGGUCAGCGAGCUUUGUUCACGGCCAGACAUAUCAGGCUCACCCAACGGGCUGCGCCGCGGCCUUGGCUGUCCAACGAAUCUUGAAGCGCGACGAUUUAGUAGCAAAGUGUCACACCAAAGGGGCCUUUUUGGAAAAGCGGCUGCGGUCUGCUCUUGGAGAUGCAAAGUAUGUGGGCGAGAUCCGCGGAAGGGGCUUUUUCUGGGGCAUCGAAUACGUACAGGAUAGAGCUUUGAAGCAGCCAUUCAAGCCAGAGGUCAAGUUUCAUAAAAGGAUACAUGCUGCGGCGCAUGAUCGCGGCUUGGCCAUUUAUCCAGGAGCGGGGACCAUAGAUGGUGUUAACGGGGAUCAUUCGAUUCUGGCGCCGCCAUUGACUGCAACGGAGGAGGAGCUGGAAGAGAUGGUGAGGUUGUUGAAGGAGGCGUAUGAUGCAGUGGAGAGGGAAAUGGACUCUGAGGUGGUAUAA